AUGGCGAAAACCGCAAAACUCAAGAAGAAGCAAACAACGGUCCACUCCCGCGCCGCCCGUCGCGCCGUCUCUCCCUCCAUAAAUCUCGACAAGACUGUGAAAGAUCUACCCAAAACCACCACCGACCCAUCAGAGCCCAAACACCAUGUCCUCUCCGCACAAAAGGCCGGAAUCCAAAAGGCAAAGAAGGGCAACCUCAAGCGUUCGCAAAGACUGCGACACCAAAAGGGAUUGGAGCGUGGCGCGGAUAACAUGGAUAAGCUGGAACUGAAGCGCAUCAAGAGUUUUGGCCGGGAGCUGAAGGUCAAGGAGAGAGCAAAGGGGUGGGAGGAUGUCAACGGAGUCGCGACAAAGAAGACGAAGAAGGGGACGUUUGACGUCCUUGAUGAUGAGGCAGACGAUAAAGCGGAGAGGGAGUGGGUUAGCGACGAUGAGAUGGAUGACGAGGUC
Messenger RNA from Dothidotthia symphoricarpi CBS 119687, 450 nucleotides. RefSeq lists its product as uncharacterized. The annotation marks the transcript as partial. Gene Ontology annotation, biological process: ribosomal large subunit export from nucleus. The transcript has 2 exons. Lineage: Eukaryota; Fungi; Ascomycota; Dothideomycetes; Pleosporales; Dothidotthiaceae. The record is from RefSeq and is a predicted model, not a curated record. Gene Ontology annotation, cellular component: nucleolus; preribosome, large subunit precursor.